AUGGCUCGAAAAGGACAAGUUACCAUACAGGAGACUGUAGAAACUAAUGAGGAGUUAGAAGAAGUUCUUCAUGCCAACCUCGAUAAAUUAAUUUGUAUGGAGGUAUACUCAGAUUUCUGUGGACACUGUCUAGCAACUGGCAACGCUAUAAGAAAAGGAAAGUUAGAAAUUGGUCAAGACCGAAUUGUUAUGGUUAAGGCCCUGGCAGAUAACAUAGAUGUGCUAUCCAGAUUCAAAAAUAAGAGUGAACCGACGUUUCUCUUCAUAUCGAAAGGCAAACUAAUAAGAGCAAUGUUUGGUGCCAACGGGUUAGAACUGUGUCGAAUUAUUGAAGAAGAAAUGGGGCUCAUGCAGAAAGAAAUAGAAACAGGUAUAGAGCGGCCAAAACAAGAAAUUUAUGAACUUUUACCUGAAGAAGCUGCAAAAAUCGAAGAAGAUGUAAAAUUGGAAGUAGAAUAUCGUGAAGCAGCAGAAAGACUUCGCGUUUUGACUGUAGCUGCUAGAAAGAAACGCAUUUGUGAACGUCUGUCUAGACACGUGAAACGUUUAAAUUUCAUUUUAUACUGGCCUCAUUGCCACAAAGCCCAUCUGGAUUUGUAUGAAAAGUGGGACUUGAUAAAUGUUCAAGUGGCAGCAAAGGAUUCAAUCCAAAUGACAGAGGAAGGUGUGAAGGAAGCUCUGUACAUGAGCGAUGUGGACCCAAAUGAAGCAUGCAUUCACGCUCUGAUGAAAGGAGAAGCUUUAGUUGUAUUGUUCAAAAUGUUUGAUACUGAUAAUCGAGAUUUUGUUAAAUUAAUGAGACACACAUUAUAUGAAGAAAUACCUGUAACCAAAGAAGACGUUCCACCAGAAAAACAACUACCGCCAGUACCGGCCUUUGAGAGGUAUGCUACUAUCAGCAAAACUGUAAGAGAAGUCCGUAGAGAGAGAUAUGAAGCUAGAAUGCAGAAAUUACGUGAAGAAAAAGAAGAGCGUGAAAGACUUGCGGCCGAACAAGCGCGUCUCGCUCGAGAAGUUGAAGAAGAAAGACAAAGGCAGGAAAAGCAGAGACAAGAAGAAGAGAGAAUGGCGCGCAUACAAGCAGGGUUACCAGCUGAACCAGAACCUGAAGCCGGUAAAGAAGCAGUUGAAGAAGAAGAAAUAGAAAAAGCUGAGACGGAAGCUACUGAUGAACAAGAAAAAGUAGAAGAAGAACAAGUAGAAGCAGAAGAAGAAUUUCACUCAGAUGUAUCUAUAGAAGACGAAGAAUACAUCCCGCCUGGUGGUCUCCUCGUACCAGGUCUUUAUACACCGCCAAAUGAACUUGCUAAAGCUAAUGGAUUAGCCUACUUUUAUCCUAAGGUGGUGUCAAAAAUAACACAAAUAGAAUCUGAAUAUCUUCCUCCUCAUGUACUUGUGAUGUUCACUAUCGACAAGCGUCAUGAGGUUAAGCAGGUGAUUGAACAAUUUCCAGGUGAAGUGCUUAAUUAUGGAAUUUUCAUUGGUGACGAUCCAAAUACAGCUGAGCAUCUAGCAUAUACUAUAAAGCAAUACAAUAUGAUGUCAAGGACAAGGAGACACAAAGAUCGUCUAGCACUAAUGGUGUCUAGAAAACGGAGCUUGCCGCUUUUGCAACUAGCGGGAUUGAACCCGUGCUACAUCAGCCACGAUGUGACUUGUGGAGAAAGGGACUGUUUGACACUUUUCCCAGUCGGCUACGGUGAUGACUAUGAAGACGAAGAUAGUGUUCAAGAGGAGGAGUUACAGCCCACUGAAGUUGUAGAACAAGUCGAGGAGGAAGAAGACGAGGCAGAUGGCGAAGAU
This is a messenger RNA of Brenthis ino (lesser marbled fritillary), 1803 nucleotides long. NCBI's taxonomy places the organism in Eukaryota, Metazoa, Arthropoda, Insecta, Lepidoptera, Nymphalidae. The record is from the annotation of a GenBank genome assembly.